Molecule: messenger RNA, 486 nt
Organism: Exophiala dermatitidis NIH/UT8656
Lineage: Eukaryota; Fungi; Ascomycota; Eurotiomycetes; Chaetothyriales; Herpotrichiellaceae
Exons: 2
Coding region: 1-486 (161 amino acids)
Source: RefSeq, a predicted model, not a curated record
AUGACGAUACACAAACAAUACCCUCCUCGAGACUACGAGACCUUUGCCGACGACACACCUGCCGAGUCGGAUAGAUUGGUUGCCAAUCCUCCUACUAGUAUCUCGCAGCAACAAUCAGACUCUGACAAGUCAAGAUCCGCCGCCUUCGAGGCUCAGCGGCUGGCCUCGCAAGGCUCAUGGGCAGACACAUUUGUGGGCGGGAGUGGGACACCUGCCACGAACCCAACUCCAGCGGCUUCGACGGUCGACGAUUGCGAGGAGGCGAGAAAGGCGCAAUACUCUAGCUCCCACUCUCAUAUCCUGCAAGAGCCUAAUGACACUCUGGACCCUCCGCCGAUUUACACGCCCUCAGAUACCACGGUUUCGUCUCCUCUGAUGGCAAGGUCUGAACCACCACCAUUGCCGAUGCCAGCAUAUGCAUAUGAGCCAGAGCAAUUCUGCCGUAUCCCAUCCGCAUCUGCGCUCGCAAUGCCCGCCUCAGCAUGA